AUAGAAAAAAAAUUUACAUGCGGUGUUGGGCAAGGCAGGCCGUUUCUGGUACAGGUUUGUUACUUUGUUUGAUAUGGAUAGAAAUAGGUCUUGAAGCGUCGUGGUGGUGGAAGUGGGAGAUGUGAUCGAUUCACAAAAUAGCAAGUAUGUCUUCUCUGAUAGAUGAGUUGAAGGAGCAGCUUUUGGAGGUGGAGAAUGGCGAAGGACACCCGAAAAUGGAGGUACGCGAUCUUCUGAGAGUGUCGGAUGCAGGGGUCCCAAUACUGAAGGGCAUCAGUCUGGAAAUCCCAAAGGGCGUCAUAGUGGGAGUCAUAGGCCCCAGUGGCAGCGGAAAGUCAACGCUCCUCAGGGCAGUCAACCGCCUCUGGGAGCCUCCCUCCGCCUCCGUCUUCCUCGACUCCCGGGACAUCUGCCAGCUCGACGUGCUCUCCCUCCGCCGCAAAGUCGGCAUGCUGUUCCAGCUGCCCGCCCUCUUCGAAGGCACUGUAGCCGACAACGUGAGGUACGGCCCCAACCUCAGCGGGAAGAAGCUUUCAGAUGUUGAGGUAUGUAAGCUGUUGAUGCUGGCGGACCUGGACGCUUCCUUCCUUCAGAAGUCGGCGGCGGAGUUGUCAGUGGGUCAAGCACAGAGGGUUGCGCUGGCCAGAACUCUUGCUAAUUCCCCUGAGGUUUUGCUGCUUGAUGAGCCAACGAGUGCUUUAGAUCCUAUUUCCACGGAGAAUAUAGAGGCUGCACUGUUGAAGCUCAACAAGAAUAAUGGCAUGACCAUGAUUAUGGUGUCUCACAGCAUCAAACAAAUCCAGAGAAUUGCUGACGUCGUCUGCCUCCUCGUUGAUGGUGAGAUUGUUGAGAUUCUCAACCCUAACCAACUCUCCCAAGCCAACCAUCCCAUGGCUCAGAGGUUUCUUCAACUCACCACUUAAAAUUAUGUUUAAUAUCAAAUUUUCUAUCCAUUCAUAAUAAAGUACUCAUCGGUGUUCGUCUUUCUAAUUAUUUUCCUGCAAGGUCCCUUUGAUUCAGGCCACGUUGUUUGAAUCCUAUAUCUAAUUAUCUAAAUGAACUGUAUUACUGAAA
Molecule: messenger RNA, 1074 nt
Organism: Arachis duranensis
Lineage: Eukaryota; Viridiplantae; Streptophyta; Magnoliopsida; Fabales; Fabaceae
Product: ABC transporter I family member 17
Exons: 2
Coding region: 147-923 (258 amino acids)
Biological process (GO): phosphate ion transmembrane transport
Cellular component (GO): membrane
Molecular function (GO): phosphate transmembrane transporter activity; ATP binding; ATP hydrolysis activity
Source: RefSeq, a predicted model, not a curated record